AUGGAAUCAGGAGAUCUUUAUGCAUUUUUCGAUGAAAGGUUGUUGAAGAAAAAGGCGAAAGAGCUUGUCCCAUGCUUAAAUAGCUGCUGUAUAUUUCUGAUUGGAAUGAUGGGCUGUGGAAAAACAACCGUCGGCAAGGUUUCGUCGGAGGCUCUUGGUUAUGCUUUUGUAGAUAGUGGCACCUAUGUCGAACAAGCUGUUGGAGAAAUCUCAGUGGCUCAAAUAUUUCAGCAGCAUGGUGAGAGUGUCUUCAGAGACAAUGAGGUUUGUUUGCAUGUAAACAAUGUCCUUAUCAUCUCCUCUGCAUUGUACUUUUUGCUGCCUGGCUUAGUAACCACUCAGGGGGGAGGGUUAUAA
Messenger RNA from Populus nigra (black poplar), 357 nucleotides. Its product is annotated as shikimate kinase 3, chloroplastic-like. The record is from RefSeq and is a predicted model, not a curated record. The coding region runs from base 1 to 357 and encodes 118 amino acids. Lineage: Eukaryota; Viridiplantae; Streptophyta; Magnoliopsida; Malpighiales; Salicaceae. Gene Ontology annotation, molecular function: shikimate kinase activity. The transcript is spliced from 4 exons. Gene Ontology annotation, cellular component: chloroplast.